AUGUUUUUACUACUAAGAAACUAGUUGAUUUUACGAAAUGACCGCUAACGAGGGAAAAUUUUCCGAUACGGCCCCUGUCAUAUGUGCGGCUGGAAAAGUUUUUGUGGAUCCAGAAAAUGUAGGAACUCGUAUGAAAAAUUAUCCUCUUGAUGAUAAAAUAAAUGCUCUUAAGCAUGACGCUACUAUUUUUGAAGAACAAAGAACUCCUUUUAUCUACAGGCAACCUCAUCUUGAAAAUACACGACAUAAAGGAAUCUAUACAGAAUCUCGGGCCAUUUUAAGACCACCCCAAACUACAAGUUAUCAAUUAUUUUUAAAUGAACUCAGAGAAUCUACGUACGAUUCAACAUGGAAUAAGAUAGUAGGGAAGCCGAGGGAUCCAUUUAAAGGAAUUCCGUCAGGACUUCCUUCAAAAAUGGACCCCGUACAUAAAAUUACUUUAGGGAAAGCUUCAGUGAAAGAUGUACCCGCUGGAGUAUUGGUAAAUCCACCAAAAAGUCCAAGAACGGUGUGCUGCGAAAGUCACAUCGGUCACGACUUGUACAAAAAAAGUCAUGGUGAUUAUUACCCUGCUGAACAAAUUGAUAGAGGGUAUAAACAGCCUGCCUAUAAUCCGGACAAACGAUAUGGUAUCAAAACAACAUACGAUCCAAGAGGAAUUUGGGUGAAAUGUGCAUCAACAUGGUUUGAUACCAAACCUGUCAUACCCGUUCAUACAUCACAAGCUAAGGUUCGCGAACGCAUGAAACCUCAACUUGGAAGAUAUAUGGAACCAUGUGAAAAUAAUAAAAGUGUUCCACGAGGUUUUAUGUAUGGAAAACCGUGUAAAAGGGAACUAUAUGGAAUGGAGGAACUUCUGAAAGAUGCCGAUCGUCCACCGUGUAUUUUCAAAAGGGAUUAUCAUGACUGGAUAGAACACUUAAAUCAAAUACGAAGAAAUGUUAAAAAAAGGAGCAAUGAGUUUGGAUUUGAUCUGAGAAGUUUUAAAAAUAGAAUAGCUUAUUAUGAUAAGGAAGCAACAGGUUGGACGAGUUUAGAAUUCCUUUACGAAAUGUGCAAGUGUUACAAAAUAAAUUUCGAUCACAGCCUUUUUGAGCCAUUAAUGGAACUGUGCGGGGUACUCAAAAAUGGUCGCAUAAAUUACGACACUUUCAUAGAUCUCAUUGAUAUAAACAAAGCGGUUCCAGAACUUGUGAAAAUUAAUGAUAUUCCCAAAAAGAAUCAGUAUUACACCACAACAUAUCAAGCAAUGCAUUGCGACUUUUUGAAAACUGAACUUUCAGAUAAGCCACCUGCUGGUCUACCAAGCGUUCGUUUUGAUCGUCCCGAAGGCGUAGUCAAAGCCUGCCAAUGUAAAGCAGAUUUAGAAAAUUUAGGAGAUGAAAUGUCUGCAGCAUCCUUGUUGAAUCCCAGUGUAUACACUAAUUCUGGUCUCUCACACAGAGAUCUCCUCACUCCAAUUAAACCGGAGAAAAUGAAAUUACUUUUCGAAAAUCUUGGAUACAAAUUUCCUGACGAUUCGUUUCAAAAAAUAUGGCAAAAGGGGGUUGAACGUGAUGGAACUGGUUUAGUAUGUAUCGACACUUUUCUGGAACUAUUGAAAAAAUGCCUUCCUUCUCCAAUUCUUGUUGAAGAAAAUCCAGAAAAAGAUUGUAGUACUUUUGUUCCAAAAGAAAAAAUAACACUGUGAACUAUUCUAGAAAAAAAUGUCAUAUAUUUACAAAUGCUUUAGAUACUACAAGCCUGAUAAAUAUAUAUAUGUAAUUUUUA
This is a messenger RNA of Agrilus planipennis (emerald ash borer), 1770 nucleotides long. RefSeq names its product EF-hand domain-containing family member B-like. Lineage: Eukaryota; Metazoa; Arthropoda; Insecta; Coleoptera; Buprestidae. The coding region runs from base 38 to 1690 and encodes 550 amino acids. The transcript has 10 exons. The record is from RefSeq and is a predicted model, not a curated record.